Molecule: messenger RNA, 2015 nt
Organism: Nicotiana attenuata
Lineage: Eukaryota; Viridiplantae; Streptophyta; Magnoliopsida; Solanales; Solanaceae
Product: pentatricopeptide repeat-containing protein At4g21705, mitochondrial-like
Exons: 2
Coding region: 79-1575 (498 amino acids)
Cellular component (GO): mitochondrion
Molecular function (GO): protein binding
Source: RefSeq, a predicted model, not a curated record
CUUUCAUUUGUCUAAAACCCUAAAUCCUGAAACGGGGCUCGACUCUCUUCUUUGUUCAGGUACUUUUUUCUGUUUUCAAUGUUGGGGAGCUUAAACCAGUGUUCAGUAGCACCACAGGCCCCCAAGCCAAUAAACUCAAUGAACUACGCAACCUUGAAUCGAUCAAUUUCUUACAAUCUUCUGCGUAGGGCUUUCCCAAUCCGCGCAUAUUGCACUGUCUAUUCCUCAAAGCGUAAUAAUUUGUUUUCCAGAAUUAGCCCUGUUAGGCGCGCGGAUCUCAUUAUUCCAGUUCUGGAUCAAUGGGUGGUCGAGGGCAGAAAAGUCACAAGCCUCGAGCUUCAGCGCAUUGUUCGUGAUCUCCGUAGCCGUAAACGUUUUUCUCAAGCCCUACAGGUUUCCGAGUGGAUGAGUGUGAGUGGUCUCUGCCCUUUCAAGUCAGGAGAUUGUGCUGUGCAUUUGGAUCUUAUCGGUGUUGUCCAUGGUUGGGAAGCAGCAGAGUGCUACUUUAAUAACCUCACAGAUGAACAGAAGAAUGAUAAGACUUAUGGUGCACUCUUCAACUGUUAUAUUAGAGAAGGCCUAGUUGAGAAAUCCCUAGCCCAUUUUCAGAAAAUGAAGGAACUUGGUUAUGCUUACUGCACUCUUGUUUACAACAAUCUUAUGUGCCUUUACAGAAGUACAGGCCAACUCGAGCGAGUCUCUGAUGUGCUGUCGGAGAUGAAGGAGAAUGGUGUCACCCCUAAUAACUUCAGCUAUCGGAUCUGCAUCAAUUGCUGUGGAGAAAGAGCUGAUUUUAGUGGUAUGGAGAAGCUUCUUGAAGAAAUGGAAAGCCAGCCUUUCAUAUCAGUGGACUGGAUCACCUAUUCCAUGAUGGCUAAUGUUUAUAUAAAAGCCAAGUUCAAGGAGAAGGCUCUUGCUUUCUUGAAAAAGUUAGAAGAUAAGCUACAUAAAGAUCCAAUAGGUUACAAUCAUUUGAUUUCCCACUAUGCGAGUCUAGGCAAUAAGGAAGAGAUGUUGAGAUUGUGGGGUGUACAAAAGAUUGUGUGUAAAAAGCAAAUUAACAGGGACUACAUCACAAUGCUAGGUUCCUUGGUUAAGCUUGGUGAUCUAGAGACAGCUGAGGCCGUGCUAAAGGAGUGGGAGUCUUCUAACCACACUUACGAUUUUAGAGUGCCAAAUGUCCUUCUAAUUGGAUAUUGCCAGAAUGGCUUAGUUGAUACAGCCGAAAUAAUGCUGCAAGACAUUAUCAAGAAAGGCAAGACACCAAUCCCGAAUAGUUGGGCUAUCAUCGCUGCAGGGUACUCGAAUACGCAUAAGAUGGAAAAGGCCUUUGAAUGCCUGAAAGAAGCAAUAGCAGUACGAGCACAAAAUCCAGGAUGGAGACCAAAACCCCAUCUGGUAUCAAGCAUAAGCAAAUGGCUCGGUGACCAACAAGACACUAGAGAACAAGAGGCUUUCCUUAGCUCAUUAAAGACAGUAGUUACUGGAAAUAAAGAUGUGCAUGAUACCCUUGGAAACACAGAAGCCAGUGGAAUAGGAGAACAGAAUGAAAUUGAAGAAAUUGUUAAGCUAUGAACAGAGCAAGUAAACUUCUAUCCUUCAGCCUGGAGGAAAGGGUUCUGGCUCAUUUUUUCCUAUUAUCCACCUCCAUUUGUUUGGAGAAAACAGAGGUGAAAAAGAGUAAGCUGCGAUGUUGUUACUACCGGGGCUAGCUUGGAUACUAAGAAUUUAUUCAUUAUCUGUGCUUGAAGAUAUGCAAAGAACAGUGAAGAACAAUGGUAUACAAUUGCAGCGAGCUUGUUUCUUGUGCUGUCAAAUAGGAGAGAGAGAACUGGUGGUUUUGCAGCCCAGUUCAGAUUUUUGUUCCCAAAAUAGAUCAGCAUUUACUAGGUGUUUACAGUUAUAUAAUUUUUUUUUCCCCUCUAAAGCUAGAGUUUGAAAAGAUAAAGGAUGUAUUUGUAGGUCUUUGAUUCUUAAUUUUGAAAUAAACAGUUUACAAUUGCUCAUUCGGUUUA